This is a messenger RNA of Phoenix dactylifera (date palm), 1550 nucleotides long. RefSeq lists its product as uncharacterized. Gene Ontology annotation, biological process: negative regulation of DNA-templated transcription. NCBI's taxonomy places the organism in Eukaryota, Viridiplantae, Streptophyta, Magnoliopsida, Arecales, Arecaceae. The record is from RefSeq and is a predicted model, not a curated record.
UGGCCAAUUAAUUUCAAGCCCCUCCUUGCCUCCUCUUCAGUGCUAAAAUGCCAAUACCCCCUCCACAAGACAACCAAACCUCCUUUCCUUCCAAACUCAAAAGCCACAGCCUCUCAACUCUCAACCCAACCUCACUUUCCUUUGCCUCCCUCCGAUUACUCUCUCUCUCUCUCUCUCUCUCUCUCUCUCUGAGGUCCAUCUACCUCUUUAUCUCAACGCUCUCCCACUCUCGUUCCUUGUUACCCCAUAACCCGUUCUACCAAAAACCUCCCCUGUUCUCUUUCCCUUCAUCGCCAAAAUCUCUCUUUUCCUUACCAAAAUCCAAUCUUUCUCUCCUCAAAGAGACCACAGAGACCCAUACUUCGCUCAUCCAACCAAAAGUCGUCAUUUUUCUCUCCUCUCACCUCUCUUUGGCCCUCCCCUGUCUCCCUUGCCCAUAAAAAUCCCACCCUUUUGCGUCCAUAUCAAUGUCUUCCAGCCGGAGAAGGUUCGUUGUGAGUCAUCCGGUGGUGGUAGAUAUCGGCUGCGGCUGCCGGCGGCCAAAGCUCUCGUCUUUCUUCUCCUCCUCGUUGCCAAAAUUCCGUCUCUCCAAAUCCUCUGACCCCUUCUCCCCUUCCACCACCACCACCACCGUCUCCACCAACUCCCUCUGGGACACCAGCCUCACCGCCACCACCGCCUCGUCCCCCAUGACGUUGUCGCCGUCGCUGCCGCCGUACUCCGCCGCUGAGAGCACGAAGCGGCGGCCGAAGAAGAAGACGGUGAAGGCGAAGAAGAAGGGGGUGGUGGAGGAGAGCGUGGUGGUGGUGAAGGAGUCGUCGGACCCUUAUCUCGACUUCCGGGACUCCAUGCUCCAGAUGAUCGUGGAGAUGGAGAUCUACGCGUGGGACGACCUCCGCGACCUCCUCCACCGCUUCCUCGCCCUCAACUCCCCUUCGCACCACCACCUCAUCCUCCAAGCCUUCUUCGAGAUCUGGACCGGCGUCUUCUCCGCCCCGCCAUCCUCCUCCGCCGCCGCCGCCGCCGCCUCCAGUCGCCGGCCCAGCCGCCGCCGGCGGUGACCGCACUCCUGCCCGCGCCUCCCGGCUCGUGACUCGGUCGCGGGAGCUAGUAAACGUGGAAAAAAAUUAAAAAAAGACACUGGAGAGAUCCUGCCACCACCUGGUGCCACGUGGAUCGGAGCCCGGUGGGCCCGGAUGUGGCCUGUGGGAUAAUCUCACAGGUGGUGUUAGGAUCUCGAAUCAGUUUUUUUUUUCCCCUAAAGCUACUAAUGUGAAGAAGUUCUGAAGUUAUUAUAGGUAGGGGUUAUUGAAUGCUAGGUUUUUUUGAAUGUUAGGACUGUGAAGGGUAAUGUUGGGAGUGUUGGUUGUGUGUUUUGAUGGGUGGGGUUUUAAUGACAUGCUGUGGGGUUGGAAGUGUGGAUGAGUUUUUUUUUUAAUUCUUGUACAACUUCCAACAUUCACAUUUACUGCAACCUUUUGCUUUCUAUAGGACAAGCUAUCUAUGGUUGAGGUUUUAAUGAAUGAGACAUGGUUUCAUGAUAUCUUUCA